Micropterus salmoides (largemouth bass) is the source of this 1012-nucleotide messenger RNA. It is a transcript of the gene chchd2, whose product is annotated as coiled-coil-helix-coiled-coil-helix domain containing 2. Lineage: Eukaryota; Metazoa; Chordata; Actinopteri; Centrarchiformes; Centrarchidae. The record is from RefSeq and is a predicted model, not a curated record. The coding region runs from base 122 to 610 and encodes 162 amino acids. The transcript has 4 exons. Gene Ontology annotation, molecular function: sequence-specific DNA binding. Gene Ontology annotation, biological process: positive regulation of transcription by RNA polymerase II; mitochondrion organization. Gene Ontology annotation, cellular component: nucleus; mitochondrion.
UAACACAGAAGGUUCCGGAACAACCAAAGGUCGGCAUAUAUCUGUGAGAUAACAGUGAGCUUACCUACUUAGUGUCGCGUUUGUUUUUACAGCCAGCAAAGUCACUACUAAUAAUUUAAAAAUGCCCAGAGGAAGCAGAAGCCGAACAUCCAGGAUGGCUCCCCCUGCAAGCAGGGCGCCACCAUCACCACCACCUAUGGCCAGGGCUGCACCUCCUCCCUCUUAUGCCCCGGCUCCAAUGCAUGCUCCUCCAUCUGCGGUGGGCGCUCCAGCUGCAGCACCCAGGCAGCCUGGUAUGUUUGCCCAGAUGGCGACUACAGCCGCUGGAGUGGCUGUGGGCUCUGCAGUAGGACACACCAUCGGCCACGCCAUGACUGGAGGCUUCGGUGGAGGAAACUCCGAAGCUGCCAAGCCUGACGUCACAUACCAGGAGCCGUACCAGCAGCAGCCACAGUCCAUGUACCAGCAACAGGCCCCUCAGCAACAGCAGGCCUGCUCCUAUGAGCUCAAACAGUUCAUCGAUUGUGCCCAAAACCAGAGCGACUACAAACUCUGCGAGGGCUUCAGUGAGGUGCUUAAACAGUGCAAGUUUGCUAACGGUCUGUCAUGAGACUGAGACAAAAACCUGGAGCGCAAGGAGUGCACACAAACUGCAAUUAGCAACCAUACUGGAUACUUAGCGGGUGUAAUUCACAAGAGAUCAAUAAACAUGUUUGGGUUUUUUUGACAGUUGAUUUAUCAUCAGACUGCAUUGUUGUAUUAAUUUCUCAGUACAGUUCUGCAGAGUUUGUAAUAAUAACCUUAUAAAUAAUGUUUAUAUAUUUUGGUGUUGCAUGCUCGGAUUUCAGUUUUUCAUUAGCGCCAGUGCUUUAAAUUUAAGGAUCUAUGUGUGAAUUGCAUUUGUAGAUCAUGAUAAACCUGUUUCCACCGUCUGGAUGAUGGAUAGCCACAGGUUUUCAGAAGUUCAGGUUUAAAAAUAAUAAUAAUAAUAAUAAAGCACUUGAAUCAUAAA